Molecule: messenger RNA, 3816 nt
Organism: Hydractinia symbiolongicarpus
Lineage: Eukaryota; Metazoa; Cnidaria; Hydrozoa; Anthoathecata; Hydractiniidae
Product: gamma-aminobutyric acid receptor subunit beta-like
Exons: 9
Coding region: 1806-3305 (499 amino acids)
Biological process (GO): nervous system process; chloride transmembrane transport; chemical synaptic transmission
Cellular component (GO): membrane; neuron projection; synapse
Molecular function (GO): transmembrane signaling receptor activity; extracellular ligand-gated monoatomic ion channel activity; chloride channel activity
Source: RefSeq, a predicted model, not a curated record
UUGCUAUCAGACUAAAACGUGUAUUUAAGCUUGACUCUGGAUUUGCAAUUUCGACCUCAGGGUUUCUGCUUCCCCUUCAGAUAUCGGAAUGAUGCUUUUUUCGGAGUUUAGCUAGUUAGCUAGUUUGACAAUAAUAUUUAGCGAAGAUUUCUAGGUAACAUAAAACAUGACUUUGCAUUUUUGAUUUAAUACUUUUAAUUUGAUUUUGGAAUUCUAGCCUUUUAGGCGAGGUCAAUUAGAUUCUUUUGAAGAAACUUUGACAAUAACAACAAGGAAUUAUUUCUUUCAGUACAUGCAACACGCAGGGCGAAUCAGUUCGAUCAUUUAAUGCAGCAAAACUUGUGAAUAUGGUACAAAUAAUUUCAAGCAAAGGGAUGACUUCCGACAAUUUGACACUACAUGCGGCGGAAAGGAGAAAUAUGGUAGAUUCGUUAGGGAUUCGUUAAUUAAGUCUUCAAUUGUUGUUGGCCUAGCUCACUAACCUUAAUAAUCUUAUCAAAUCCUUUUAUUGUACCUUCCACAAAUUUGGUAGGUAAAAAUAACCUAUCUUAACAAUUUUAUAGAAUUAAGUAGGUUUUUAACGAUAUUUUCCUAUUUUACUAAUAGGUCUAAAAUGGUUGGGUAAGCCAGAUAAAAGCUGUUCUGUAGUCAUUUUACUCGUAAAAAACGUUGAAACGAUUGAUACGUCACUUAACGAUCUUGUCUGUAGCUAGUUUAACGAGGUGGUUUCAAUUUGGACUUUGUGUAAGCAUGGAGAAUUUUGAAUUUGUACGAUGUGGAAUGAAGUGCCGUUUUUGUUCAAAUAUCGUGUGUAUCCGUUUUUCUGGCACCAUGUUAAAUCACUUUGUUGCCUGCCAUGGUUUUUUAAUCAAACGGUCGACUAGUUGUAAACUCAUUCGACCACCUUUUUAGUGCACUUUGAAUACAAAAUGAUGUCAAAAUGAAAUAAAAACAGCAAAAUAUUGAAUUAAUUUUCUAUCAAUAAUCUAUUAUUAACAGUAAAAAGAAACUUAAAUAUGCUCAAUCGAAUUCUUCGUAAAUAAUGGAAAAGAAAAAUCGUAAUUCAUUGAAAAGAAAUCAGAAUCUAAGUGUAACACUAAAAAUAUUUUAAGUGUAUUUUCGUGAAGGAGACAUUUUUUUUUUUUUUAAAGUAUGGAUUUUUUUAGUGGUUUCAUGAUGCACACAAUUCGGUGUGUUAGAAAAGUUGUACAAUUACAGUCAUGUAGUUUCAUCUUAGUUGAAACCUCUGGUGAGGACUUUUGCACAGGAUUGGAAUAUAUGUUCUUGUAGCUUUGUUCUUUUCAUAGAUACCAUAUUAUUUAAACUGGAAGAAAAAAUUUUUUUGGCUUUAUUUUGUUUUUUAAAAAUUUUGUCGAAACCAAAAUUAUAUUCAAAUAUAAAUUUCAAAAAAUGAGAAAGAAAAUUUUGUACAGCUACAUUGCUUUGAUGUAUUUACUUGGUAAAAAUUUUUCAUAGGUAACAUGUUUUUUACCUUGAAACUUGUAGCUAUCAAUCUUCUCUUGUUCAUUUGUGAUGUCAUCUUUAGUGAUAUCAAAUUAAUAUUCUUUUAACAAAAAAGGUAUGCGCAAAAUGCGUUUGACUGGCUAGUAAUCGUGAACAAUGCUGGUCUAAUAAGAAGAGGGAAUGGCUAUACGAGUUACGACACAUGUGAUAAGCAAAUCAUAAAUCAGGUUUAUUCAGUGCAAGCCAUGCCUUAGCCGCAAUGUGGGAAUGAUGUUAGUAGUUUGUCUUUUAGAAUCAAUACAUCAUUUACGAAAUACUCCAUAUCUAUUUAAUGUCAAGCGAUGUUUUUCUUUUGGAUUGCCAUACUCUCUUGUCAGCAAGUUUAUGGUUUGAUGCAGCUAUCAAAAAAUUCAUCCAUCCAAGACGAACAUGCAGGCCAUCAUAUGAAUCAUCAUUCGGAACGCACAUUGAUGGAGGAAGAAAAAUAUGCCAAUGUGUUUGAGAAGUACUUAUCAGAUGAUCACACAAUCUUUCGAAUGUUUAGGCCGAAUUACACGGAGGAUCCUAUCACGAUUGAGGUGGAUUUGACUGUCGUGUCAUUUGGAAGUAUCAAUCUUCUAGAUCAGACGGUUCGUAUUGAUUUAUUUUUGCGACAAUAUUGGAAUGACUAUCGCUACAAGCACUCACUGGCAGAGAAAGUCACUCCAUUGAUGGGUUCCAAACAACCUUCGGAUUACUUAUGGGUGCCAGAUACAAGCAUACGAAACUCGCGCUCGUCGAAAAAAACUCACUUUGCAGUGCAAAGUGAUAAAUUGGAUAUUCAACCUGAUGGUAACAUAAAAUGGUCCACCAUGAUGUCGGUGACCACAUACUGUAGUCUAGAUUUUCGAAAUUAUCCCAUGGAUUCACAGAAGUGCUCUGUGGGAUUUGAAAGUUAUGCUUAUGAUGCUUCACAUAUCAGAUACAAAUGGAGGACCAGCAAACCCAUUUUUUUCUCAAGUCGAUAUAUACCACAAUUCGAACUAACGAAUUAUUUUACAGAAAAUAUAUUUUCAGAAUACGUCGCGGGUAAUUAUUCAUCACUAUUGCUGACAUUUGAAUUCCAAAGACAACUUCCUCACUCUAUUAUGAAUAUCUUCUUUCCAUCGGUUGCCGUAGUUUCCGUGUCAUGGGUAUCACUAUGGAUACACAAGAAAUCGACAUCAGCCCGCGUAGGUACUGGUAUUACUACCCUUUUGACGCUAACUGGAAUAUGGACUGGUGUCAAUCGGGGAUUUCCUCGGGUUGAUUACGUGAAAGCGAUUGAUGUUUAUUUCAUGGUGUCAUUCGUGUUUAUACUAUUGACAUUGGUGGAAUACACUGCGGUGGCUUUUGUUAAUUUUCCUUUGUGGAAAAUGCGACGAUAUUAUCGUGAAUUUGAAAAAGUUGCAAAAUCGCAAGCUACAAAUAAAACGACCACAUUCCCAAUCACCAACUCUACGCAAACCAGUUUAAUCCGCCAAAGUAUACGCAAAUACCCUUUUGGUACAAUAACAACAUCAAAUUCAGUCUACCCUGGGUUUUCUAGCGUUGAACCUAUUUCACAACAAACAAAACCCGUCACACCACGCUCGGCACGACAAGAAUAUCCAGCGUCAGAUAGCGGCAUGGAUUCCGACGAUUCAAGCAACGAAGUUCGUGACGUAAAAGAUGCCCAUCUUUACAACCCAAAGACAGCAAGUUUGGACAUUAUUAGUCGAGUUGCAUUUCCGUUUUGUUAUGUUUGUUUUCUUGUUUAUUUUUGGACCCAUUACGCUGUGUAUGGUGGCAGGAAAGAGGAAAGUAACAUGAUUGAAAAAUGAAGAGGACGUUCAAUUAACUCGUCAAAGAGUGUGUGUUUUUAAUAGGUUUCACGUAGAUUUUUAUUGCUAUUCUAGCAAAUCAAAUUAAGUAUUUACGAGUAUGUAAUUAGUGUUUAGAGCAAACCUUGUCAAUUGUCAGAUCUUUUUAUAACCAGAGUAAAACGCACUCAGUUCUACAAACGGUUCUCUGCUUAAAAAUUUUACCCAUUCUUACAAACCUUUUCGCAUUUUUUUCACACUAAACGAUAUGGCCUAAAAUUUAAGGGUAUCUUAAUUCUUUGUAACAAGACUGAAUGUAGUGUGUACUUUUUUACUUUCUGUACUUUUUAAUUAUCGCAAAUUUAAAAACAACAAGGUUUUGUUAGAUUUAUAAAUAAUUAUUGUGUUUUAUACUUUACCUUUACUGCUGUCAUAUAUCAGCUGAACUUUUGACACAGAAUGUUGCAGAUACUUGUUAAAGCCCUGUGUAGUAAUUACAUUGUAGUUAAUAGAAAAAAACACUUCUGCACCA